Molecule: messenger RNA, 1878 nt
Organism: Bipolaris maydis ATCC 48331
Lineage: Eukaryota; Fungi; Ascomycota; Dothideomycetes; Pleosporales; Pleosporaceae
Biological process (GO): carbohydrate transport; transmembrane transport
Cellular component (GO): membrane
Molecular function (GO): carbohydrate:proton symporter activity
Source: RefSeq, a predicted model, not a curated record
AUGGAUCCCGAAAAGUCGGCCGAGAAGCGUUCCGAGCACUCUCCUGAUAGCCACAUCGAUGAUAUAGACUAUCACCAGUCCCAAACCCUACCCCAACGUUUCAUCGAGCAACAAGAAGCAUCGAAGAAGCCAGACUCAGCUUCAGGUUUGUUCUCCAAACUCGGUAACUUACCAGAAUGGAAUGUCCCUGGACACGGCCGCCUUCAAGGCAAGGCACUCAACAACGCUAUCGCUUGGUGCUCGUGUCUCGCCUUCCUCAUGUUCGGAUAUGACCAAGGUUUUUUAUCUGGUGUCUUAACUCUCGAUGACUUCCAACGCCACUUCCCUCUCAUGACAUCUCGUGAGCGCCAGAACAACUUGUGCUGGCUUGAUGCACCAACCAACACCAUACCCAACCCGGAUAUGUGUACGGGAAGCCCGAGCAUCCUGUCAGCCGCCGUCGCUGUGUACCAAAUUGGGUGCUUUCUAGGCGCAGUUCUCAUCCUGUUUUACGGCGAGGUCUGGGGCAGGAAGAGUAGUAGCUUUUGGGGAAGUCUUAUCAUGAUCAUCGGAACUAUACUCCAAGUUGCGCCUGGAGGAGCCAAAGGUGGAAAUUCUGGAGCAUAUGCUUUACUAUGCAUUGGACGUGUUGUAGGAGGGAUUGGAAAUGGCAUGGUCACGGCGACAAUACCCACCUGGCAAUCCGAGUGCGCGAAACCCGAAAAACGAGGACGCUUGAUUAUCACAUCUGGGGCGGUCAUUGUAGCUGGUGUCAUGAUCUCAUACUGGGUCACCUAUGGAUUCUACUUUGUUCCAUCAGGUGAGAGCUACAGCUCUGUCCGCUGGAGAUUUCCAAUCAUGUUCCAAUCGUUCUUCACCAUUCUUGUCAUGAUCGCUCUUCUCUACUUGCCGGAUUCACCACGUUGGCUCGUCAUGCGCGGCCGCUACACUGAAGCUCGCGAACUUCUUGCUCGACUUGCUGGUUCAACUGUCGAUUCUGAAGAAGUAGAAACGGAGCUUACUAACAUCAUCGAUGCACUUGAAGCACAAAGCAAGGGUGGCCCGUUCAAGAUGAGGGAACUUUUACAUAAUGGUCCGAGUCAGAACCUGAGACGCACUACACUCGGUGUCGUGUCGCAAUUCUUUCAACAAAUCAGUGGUGUCAACCUCAUUACAUACUAUGCCACCUACGUCUUCGAAAACUCCCUGGGUUUCGGCCCAGACAUGUCUCGCCUUCUCUCCGCCUGUAACGGGACCGAAUACUUUCUCGCUGGUCUCAUCACCAUCCCCCUAAUUGAACGCGUAGGCCGGCGCAAACUCAUGCUCUUCGGUGCCCUCGGUCAAAUGGCCAGCAUGGCCAUCAUGAGCGGCAUGACCUCGACCGCCACACCCGACGAAUUUGGCGCCCCGAUUUUGGAGCCGCGAUACGGCAUUACAGCCGUCAUCUUCAUGUUUGGCUUCAACACCUUCUUCGCCAUCGGCUGGCUCGGCAUGUCGUGGUUGUACCCAGCCGAAAUCACCAAUCUGCGCAUUCGCAUUCAAGCCAAUGCGCUAUCCACUUGCUCGAACUGGCUCUCUAACUUUCUCAUUGUCAUGAUCACGCCCCCAGCUUUUGCUAACUUGUCAUACAAUACGUAUACGAUGUUUGCUGUAUUCAAUGCGGCGAUCGUGCCGAGCGUUUACUUCUUUUUUCCUGAGCCAAAGGGACGCAGUUUGGAGGAGCUGGAUGUCAUUUUUGCGAGUGCGAAUCAGAUGGGGGCACGCGUGCAGGUUGAUUGUCGUGAUUUUGACGUGGCCUUGGGCGGUACUUUUUUUCAUGCACUCUGCCGGUGUAGGUGGUGCCCGGCCAUCUUGACACGAGUUUCCGGUCAACAGCAAGGUUGUACCGAGACGGCUUAA